AUGGUUCCCCACACAACCACCGAACUUCGUGGGCUACGUGAUGAACUUUAUGAAGCACUUUUUAAAAGACCCAGGCACACAAGGCCUUUCAAAUGUGCGAAAUAUGUUAAAUCUUUUCUUAAUAUGGCAAUCAGCUAUAAAUUUGCCACUAUUAAUGACCUCAAAGAGACUUCUGAAAAGGUUAAGUGGAUGCUGAGAGAUAUAACAAGUUCCUUCAAGGAACUGGUUGCUUCAUUGCCAUGGAUGGACCUAGAAACAAAAGAAGCAACUUGGAAGAAAGCUUCAGCCAUUAAAAGCUUCAUUGGAUAUCCAAAGUGGUUAUUGGAAGAUGGAGAACUAGAAAAAUUUUAUAAACAUGUACAAAUAAAUGAUGGUCAGUUUCUUGAGUCAUUGGUGUCUAUUAAAGCAGCUGAAGUGAGAACUAUUUUAGAGUCUGUGGGAGAACCUCCUAAUAAUCAAUCUCUAGGGGCACUAAACUAUGGAGCAAUAGGGUCUAUACUUGGACAUGAAUUGACUCAUGCGUUCGAUAUUGAAGGGAAGGAAUAUGAUGGAGAAGGAAGAAAAAUAUCUUGGUGGAGUGAUGAAAUGACUAAACAGUAUAAUGACAGAGCUCAAUGUUUUGUUAAACAAUAUGACAAAUUUGCUUUUAAUAAGAUAAAUACAGUAAAUGGAACACUUACAUUAGCUGAGAACAUAGCCGAUAAUGGUGGAGUGAGGGAAGCCCUCCACGCAUAUAGACAUUACGUGAAACGAAAUGGAGAAGAACCAUAUUUGCCAGGUUUAGAACAUUAUACACAUGAACAACUUUUCUUCCUUGCAUUUGCAAAUGUUUGGUGUGAAAAAACUACUGAGUCUGAUGAAAUAAUGUCUUUAGGGGAUGUACACAGCCCUAACAAGUUCAGAGUACUCGGAACAUUGGGUAAUUCACCUGAAUUUGCUGAUGCAUGGAACUGUCCCAGAAAAACGAAAAUGAACCCAGAAAACAAAUGCAUUCUAUGGUGAAAAAGUAGGUUUUGUUGUCAGUGCCUGUGAUAUCCCUGUUAAGCUGAUUUGAGCCCUUAGAAAAAACAAAACCCAAAUCUUAUUGUGUAAAGUUUUAUUAUUAGGUAUCUAUUUAUCAUUUUAAUGUAUGUGGGUCCAAUGAAUUGUAAAAAAAAAAAAAAAAGAAAAAAAAGGAAAAAAUCCUUAAAUUUAUUGAUAACUGUUGACCUCAUCUGUGCCUUUUCACCUUAGAUUUAAAAAUAUUUGACAUUAUUUUUAUAAUUUAUCACAUUUAUAAAGUUUUCCAUACUGUAAUUGUAAUAUUAAUAAAAUAACAUUUAUAACCCUUAUGUAUUAAUACAUAAUCUCUAUGUUAUAAUUGACUGUGAAUAUAGUUGUUAAAU
This is a messenger RNA of Nezara viridula (southern green stink bug), 1385 nucleotides long. The record is from the annotation of a GenBank genome assembly. Lineage: Eukaryota; Metazoa; Arthropoda; Insecta; Hemiptera; Pentatomidae.